This is a messenger RNA of Clunio marinus, 3594 nucleotides long. NCBI's taxonomy places the organism in Eukaryota, Metazoa, Arthropoda, Insecta, Diptera, Chironomidae. The record is from the annotation of a GenBank genome assembly.
AUGCCAAGACGUCGCAAACUUCCUGUUACAGAUAAGGAAAAUGAAAAGCACGAUGAAAGUGAGAAAAUGAAUCACAGUGACUUUAUGGAUGCAUUUAGCCGAUGUUUGUCUUUGUUUCUUAUACGUGAAGGAAUAAACGAAAAUGUACCACGAAUGUUUAAAUUUUUUGGAAUGUUCAUUGCAAGAUUCGACGAGAAAUACGAUGAACAUGGAGGAACUCACAUACUUAUUGCAAAUACUUUCAAACACAUCUUGUCGAUUACAUCAAAAGAUAGUCAAAUUCGAGCUCGAAUUUGUUUAUUAGUGGCAAGCAUUAUGAAUUCAUUUUCUCAAACUGCUGAGCUUGAUGAUGGCAUCAUGGAAGCAAUAGUUGAUCGAAUGUUAACAACUUUUAUAAGAGACGUUGCUCCAAUUGUUCGUCAAAAUGCUCUUAUGGCGUUACAACGUUUACAGGACCCAGAAAACCCCGAUGAUCAAGUGACAAAAGCUUAUAUCUAUCACAUGGAGUCAGAUCAAGCAUCGAAAGUGAGACAAACAGCAAUAACUAUGAUUGCAAAAAAGCUUCCAGUUUUUCCUCACAUCUUUGAACGAUUCCAAGAUAUUGACGAGAAAGUUCGGCGUCACACAUAUUUGCAAAUGUCCAGUUUUCCUGUUAAAUCUUAUAAGAUUGCUGAUCGAAUCAAAAUUUUAACAGCAGGUCUUAAUGAUCGUUCUGAAAUGGUAAAGAAAACUGUUCACAACAUUCUCCUCCCUAACUGGAUUGCUUCAUACAACGACAAUUACGCUGAAUUUGCAAAAGCUCUUAAAUUUGAUUCAAAUGACGACGAAUUGUUAAAAUUCCGAGUUUUAGCGGAAGACGCUUUGGCGGUUGUAUUUACGAAAAAGAAAGUUUCUGAUCUUGUCAACUUUUUGGAUCUUCAAACUGGUGAAACUGCUCACCGAAAUUGCUUGUCAAUUGAGAAAAGCAACAGUCUUGAAUGGUUGAUAAUCUGGAAAAUGAUCUUGGAAUUCCAUCAAGAUUAUAUCGAGAAAUCAUCUAAUCAUCAAGAAAAAGAAGACGAUGGAAAAGAAUCAUCUGAUAACAUCGGUUGCAAAAAGCUUCAAGAGUUAUUAAAGAAAAUUCUUAUGGAACAUGAAGUUUCUGAAGUUACCAUUAAAAAAAUCACAAACAUCAUGGAAUUAAUUGUACCAUCUGUUGAUACACGUCUUACACUAUUCAAUAACAUCAUCAUUGAUAUGAUGAAUCUUGGACAGCAAAAUGAGAUUGGACGUCAAGAAAUCAUCGAGCAAUUGAUUAGUAAAGCGGACAUCAACACGCAAGUUAAAGCCAAUAGUUUGAAAAUGGAAAUGAUGGAGUUGAAAGAACAAGAAAGAAAUUCUGUUGAGCGAAAACAAUACGCGGAUGCACAGAAAGCAUCUGAAUCGUACAUAAAAUUAAAGGAAAAGCUUCUUGAGCUUCUUCAUCCCAUCGCUGAGUCAUUAAACUCAUCACAAAUGCUUCUUGAAAGCUUGUCAUCGGUCAUCACAACAAAGACAGUGAAAGCUCCAGAAAUUCUGAAAAAUCUUCAAAUUAUUUACUUUGCUCUCAACUCAAAUGGGGUUCGAGCGUUGACACCGGGAAUAUUGAAGACUUACAAUGACUUUGUUCGUUACCAUCUCGAAUCAACUGAUACAAUGACUCGAAUUUGGGCUUUGAAUACAGCAACUGCUUGCAGUUUGCUUUAUGAGUCACUCAGUAAAGACGUUUAUGUCGUUCUCAAAGCACAAAUGUUUAAAAGCGACAAUGUUUUGUUAUGGGAAGCAUCGAUUCAUUGCAUUAUUGAUUUAAUUCUUCGGUACUCAAUGGAGAAGAUGGAAAAUUUCAAUGCUAAUAACGAGAAUAAUCUCAGCCAAGAAUCUCAUUCACGCAGUAAGAGAAGUGGACGAACAUUGUAUACAGACGAUGGUGAAGAGGCUGAAGAAAUUGAUCUUGUAACGUCAGUAGAGUUUGUGAAGAUGUUGACACAUGUAAUGGACAAUAAUGUUGAUCAUCGAAUUCAAAAGGCGACAAUUAUUGGUUUAUGUAAGUUAAUUCUUCAUGGUCAAUAUUGCACUCGUGACACGGUAUCGAAGUUGCUUCUUGCAUACUUCAAUCCAGCGACAGAAGCUGAAAUAAAUCAAAUUCUUGGAAUCUUCUUCGAAUCGAUAAUUAAAAGGAAGAAACAAGAAAUUCUUUAUGAGUCGUUAAUUCCAACUUUAAUAACGUUACUUGAAGCGCCAUACGACAGUCCAUUGCGUGAAAUUAAGCAGGAUGUUGUGUUGAAAUAUGUUAUCAGUGCUUCACGUCCAAUAUUUUGUAGUAAUGGGUUGAAUCUUCACAACACAAUUGGCUUAAAGUUAAUUGAAUUGAUGAAGGAAAAUCCUGAGAAUAAAGACAUUAUCAAAGUUAUUUCGAAAGAACUUCAAACGCUUGAAAUUAGUGAAGAUCAAUUGUUGCAAAGCGGUAUGGCAACACAACUUGAAUUGCUUCUGUCUUCUAUAUCAGUGGAUGCGAUAACAAAAAAGAAUCUUGCUGAUUUUCGCGACAUGCUCAAAGGAACUUACAAGGCACCAUUAAAGUUUUCUAGCACAGCUGCUACUGCUGCGUCAAACAUUGAUGAAGAUGCUGGCAUUUCUGAAGACGAAAAUGAAGAACCUGUUGAACUUCCUGAAGAAGAUGAAGACGAAGUCAUUCAAGAUGAAAAUGAAGAAGCUGUCGAACUUCCUGAUGAAGAUAGAGAAAAUAAUGUCAUUCCAGAUGAGGAUGAAGAAGGAAAAAAGGCAGCAGACUCAACAAAUCAUUCCAAUGUGUCUUCAAAAUCAGAAAGUCAACAAGAAUUGGAAAACGAUCUCCCUCAAGUGGAACAAGAAACAAGUGAAGUGCAACAGGAGUCUGUUAAUGAAUCCAAUAACAGUGUUGAACACGAUAACGUAACACGACAAGAUGAAAGUGAAGUUAAAGAAGAUUCUGUAAAUUAUUCCGAAAGCAGUGAUGAAGAGGCUGAAGAAACAGUCAAGACGAUUGUUCUUCCAGAAACUCCUGAAAUAUCAACACCAACGCGUUCAUCAAGACUUGCUUCGAAGCGUUUAUUAAACUCAGCAAAAUCAUUGAAUUCUUCAGUUUCAUCACCGAUUCAUAAAAUUCCUAGAAACGAAGACGUUUCAACUCCAAAAUCAAGAUUUUCUAUUUUAUCAGAGUCAAAAGUCUCGACCCCUAAAUCUGAUCGACAGACACGACAAAAAGCUAAAGAAGAUUCAAUACAACAAAUAGUUUUGACAAGAUCAGCUUCGAAGAAAAUUAAUGUAGAUCCGAUUGAAGUCACUUCAAAGUUUGCAGCAGCUGGAAGAUCGAAAUCAUCUUCGGCAACUUCUCGACAACAACCAUUAGCAACGAAACGACAAAUGUCAUCGAAAUUAUCUGCAUCAGCUUCGGCACUCAAUAAUGCUACAGCUAAUGCAAAUACUAAGAAAGUAACAAAAGCAAAAUCAUCAUCAUCAGCUAUUCCAAAACCAACCUUUAGACAAAACCCUAAUAAGAAGCCUUCAGCACCAAAGGAACGUCCGAGAUGGAAAUAA